CCACCAAGUAACUAAAAGUCUACAGCUUCCUUAUCCCACAAGAAACAUGGUCAGUUUCGUCAUUAACACAAAAGGUCAACACACACACACACAAAAGUCAAAGUGCCCUGAUCUAAAUCCAGAAAAAUGAAUCUAUAAAUAUGCAAAGGAUCACCACCCACCACCAUUUAAUUUGCUUACUCUUCUCAUUUGCUCAUUUCACUUUCAACAAAUACACCAAAAUCUCCUCUACCGCCUUCUCUCUUCCUCCAUUCCUACAACAUCAAAGCUUUCUUUCACACCCCUCCCAAAACAUAAAAAACCGAAACCGAAACCAGAACCAGCAGUUGAAAUGGGAAUGAUGAAUAUAGGGAUGAAAAGAGGCAGGGAUUCUGAAUUCAACAGCAUAACCGCCAUGGCCAACUGCUUGAUGUUGUUAUCCGGGGCCACCGGAGACUUCGAAGUACUAAACAACAUCACAAACGUCAGCAACAACGCCGGCCAUCAUCUGAGCCCUAGCCGGGUGUUCGAGUGCAAAACGUGUAACCGGCAGUUCCCGUCGUUCCAAGCUUUGGGAGGCCACCGGGCGAGCCAUAAGAAGCCAAAGCUAGGCGGAGACCUCAGCUUACAAUCCCACGUGGCAACCUCCCCGCCGAAACCCAAAACCCACGAGUGCUCCAUCUGCGGCCAGGAGUUCGCCGUCGGUCAGGCGCUCGGCGGUCACAUGAGGAGACACCGGGCGGCGGCGGCCGCCGACAACAACCAUCGCGAUGAUCGGAACCGCCACCAGUCUCCGGUUUCAUCGUCGAUCUCGUCUCAGACGACGACAAAUGUGUCACACGAUCAUGAUGAUUCGGAUGUGAAGAAGAAGUCGAAUAAUGAUGAUUACAAAAGGGUAUGGGGUUUGGAUUUGAAUUUGACUCCUCUGGAGAAUGAUGAUUUGGAUUUCGGACUUGGGAAAAGGAUAGUGCCUCAUCCUGCAACACUACUUGAUUGUGUUUUGUAAAUCAAUUCCGUUUAAGAAAAACAUGUGUAAAUGUUGAGUUUAGUUUGUUUAGUACUGCUAGAUCAUAGUCCAUAUAUUAGGCCGCCAACAGUACUGAUCAUGAUGUUGGCACUUCAGGGUUGUUUCUUGGAUUCAUUCAUUUGUUCAUACUUCAUACCACACAUUUACCGUGUUAUUUUAUUAUAUAUAUACACUCAACAUAUACAUUUUUUUGGUCCACUAUUUUAAUGAUUUAUGUAAGUUGGCGUAAGUACUGAUUCUAUACAUAUAUAUCAUCA
Messenger RNA from Oldenlandia corymbosa var. corymbosa, 1263 nucleotides. The record is from the annotation of a GenBank genome assembly. NCBI's taxonomy places the organism in Eukaryota, Viridiplantae, Streptophyta, Magnoliopsida, Gentianales, Rubiaceae.